AAACAUUAAUAACGCCGGACUCAAUUUUGAACAUUGAAGUAUUCCAAAAUAAUGUCAAUUGGGGGAAUCUCCAGGAGUACAACUGAUACUGAACACUCGACGGCAUCUUCUACUUCGCGCGUAUCGUGUCAUUCGCGUGAUAACUCGAUAACCACGGGUCUUUAAGUAAAUAUCUAGUUUCAUUCCUUUGUUACGUCAUAUCAACCGUGCGUUUUUCAGAUUAGAAAGUCAAAACAGGUCGCCCGCGGAAGCGCAGCAAAACACAAAAUGUCUCCAAAAUAUUUCCUUCUCCUUCUCUCUGUCAGUUUCGCUGUUGAAAUUGUCUCUGGAUCAACCACAGACAAGGCGACAUCCACAGUGAUACCCGCAGCGACAUCCGAAACGACAUCCGAGGCGACACCCGCAACGACACGCACUCCCUCCCUGUCCUCUGUGAACAUCGUGUCAACAUCGUCCCAUGUCUCAGGUACUUCUGCAGUUCAACUGCAGCCCUCUAGCACUUCAUCCCCAUCAUCGUCUUCAGUGUCUACUGGUGCCACUGUAACCCAGUCCACGAAACAACCCACGACGUCAGAUUUGAGUGCUAAAGCCAAGACUAUUGGAGGACUGGAAAUAAUGGGAUUUGCCAUCCUUACCAUCCUUGGCAUCAUGGUAACAACCUUUGCAAUUUACUACUUCUUCUUCCGGGAGCGGAUGUGUCCAGAAUCCAUGAAUCCACCAAAGGUGCACACGAACGGGCAGGCGCCAGCGGAAGUUGGGAUAACCCACAUGGGGUUUGUUGGGGAUGCUCAGAGUCCAACCAAAGUUGCAGCCCCUGAGCCGGAAGUAAAAGUCGUCAGUGGACCGGAAGUUACGCCUGUGGCCAAGGGAAAUGAAGGACCUGUAGAUAGUGCCUUGUAAGCACAGGACUGACAAAUGACUAUGCCAGCCUCGUUUUCAAAACGCAAAUUCUCUUAACUGGUAUCAGUAAAUUUUAAGGGGCGUCAGUUGGGAGAAUUUAAGAGGGUCUGGAUGGGAUGUUGGAAUCUCAGUUAUCAAUCACAUUUUCAGUUCAUUUUCUAGCCUGUUUAUAAGUGAAUUUUGUAGAUCCUGGUCAGAUUUCAACUUUAAGUUAAAAAAUCCAGGACAUUUCUCAGCUGAUAGUUCAAAUCUUGUCCAAUUCUUACCUAUCAGACUAGUUAAACCCCAUUUACAGUCUCAUUUAACUUCUUGUUUUUUCGGUUUCGAAUAGGAACUUAAAACUCAAUUCGUAGGCAAUGCGUAUUCAUGUAUUAGUAAUCCUUUAAGAGAUAGUUAGAAUUAUAUGUUAGUAGUCUCAGAGUGCGCUGAAAUGGAGAAAUUUAGCGUUCGGUUUAAUACGUACCCCCCAGUUUUUCCUCUCGGCGGCCCGGGGCCUGAAACGAGUUAACUUCUUUACCAAUGCAGUUACAGCUGGUUCUGUUCUAUCAACGGCGUUUUUUUCUUUAAUUUCUUGUACGAAAAACAGAAGAUUGAAAUAGAAUAAACAUGUAUUCUUCCAUACACACGUCAUUAAAAUAACAAGUUAUUUUUA
Orbicella faveolata is the source of this 1552-nucleotide messenger RNA. RefSeq lists its product as uncharacterized. The record is from RefSeq and is a predicted model, not a curated record. Lineage: Eukaryota; Metazoa; Cnidaria; Anthozoa; Scleractinia; Merulinidae.